AUGACGCAGUCCGGGCUCUGCGUCGCAGCGGCGCAUACGUCCUCCUUGGACGCCAAUCAGCGCCCGUCGUGGGAGAUUGCUGCCAUCGGAAGCUGCUGUAGGUCCUCCCCACCCAGCACCAUGAGAGAUGCCUUGUGCCUUCUCGUCUCUGCUGCAGCAGCACUGCUCUCCAUCUUCUUCUUCAUUAAAGAAAACCCUUUGGACACUACAAGUUUCCUGUCCUUGGAGGAAAAGGAGCUGGUGGCCUGGCAGAGAGCCCGGAUGCAGCUUAACCCUGGUAGAACACGCCACCUGCAAACCUUCAAAGAUAUGCAGAAAAACUCAGAACCAUUCAAAAACGUGAAUUCCUAUAUCUUGAUUGGAGCCCCUCCUAGGAAAAAAAAACUGCUGACCAUAGGGAUUUCCUCCGGGCAGCGUCCUGAAGGGAGCCACCUCGUGGACACCCUGCAGUCUCUCUUCUUUGCUUCCUCCUCAUCCGAGCGGAAACACUUCACCGUUCUGGUACACCUAGCAGGUCCUGACCCCAAAUGGCUUGUUCAGAUGAUCUACAACCUCUCAGCCAUGUUCAAACCACACAUACAGGCCAGAGAGCUGGUGGUGAUCACUACUCCUCUCACAAGCUAUCUUCCUUUGAAGGAUCUUAAAGUGACCUUUAAUGACCCUCCUGUCCACGCAGCCUUCCACUCCAGGCAAAACAUGGACUAUGCUUUCCUCAUGAACUUUGCUACCCAGCACUCUGACUAUUUCCUGAUGGUUGAGGAUGAUGUGAAAUGUGCCCCCGGAUUUGUCACCCAGAUAGCUAUUGCAGUGUCGGCCUGGGCAAACAGACCCUGGGUGACCCUGCAGUUCUCCCCGCUGGGCCUCACCGGGAAACUCUUCCGUACUGGAGACUUGCCCCGCUUCGUUCACUUCCUUCUCCUCUUCUACCGAGAAAUGCCCUGGGACUGCCUCCUCUCCCAUUUUCAGGCCCUGCUGCAGCACACACCAAUCAAGUUCCUGCCCUCCCUCUUCCAGCAAGUGGGCAACUCCUCCUCCUUUGAGGAGGAUGACACUGGCUCUCCCAGCAACCCUGCUGCCUCCAUCCACACCAGCCUGAAGGUUGCCAACGACUCUGCUCCCUCGCACGCCUACAGCCUGGAUGAAAAUUUCUUUUACACCAAAUCGGCUGAGCCUGGCAGCCAUCUGACUGUGGUUUUGGAUGUACCUGCCCACGUGUCCCGAGUUCAGGUGCUGACUGGCUCUGACCCGAGAGGCUGGAAUCAGCUGGAAGAGGGACAAGUAGAACUGGGCUGUGACUCUACAAACAGGGAUCCAACUCCUGCUCACUUGCUGCCAAGUGCCAGGCCCAGUACCAUGACGCUGUGGAGGUCCUCCCUCCUGGCUGUGUCCCUCAUCUCCCUGAGCUUCUUCCUCCAGGACAAUAGGAACAGGCGCCUUGAGCACAGCGUGUCUUCGCAGGAGGAAAAGAAGAAAAUGCUGCAGCAGCUGGGCCAGGAGCAAAUCAGCUCUGAGAGCAAGAACCACUUGGAGACCUUCAAGGAGAUGCAGAGACGCUCCCCUGUGCUCCAGCUCACCAGCUACCAAGUCCUGGCUGGAGCCCUUCCCCAGGAGAAGAAACUACUGACGGUGGGGAUCUCCUCAGUGCAGCGUCCUCAUGGGAGCACCCUCUUGCACACCCUGCAGUCUCUGUUCCAAGCCUCCUCAGAGUCUGAGCUGGACUGUAUCGUGGUGCUGGUCCACCUGUCAGAUCCUGACCCUGCAUGGCUCAGCCAAAUGGUCGCCAACAUAUCAGGCCUCUUCCAAACUCAUCUUGAGGCCCAGAAGCUGCUUGUGAUCCACGGUCAUCUCAGUGGCUCUCUUGUCACAGGAGAUCGGGGCAACAUCAAUGACUCCUCACCCUGUGAAGCUGUUUAUUCCAGGCAGAAAGUCGACUACGCCCUCCUUAUGAACUUCGCCGUCAGCCUCUCUGAAUACUUUCUGAUGGUAGAAGAUCACGUUGACUGCACCCCCAAAUUUGUUUCUACCAUCUACUGGGCACUGGCAGCCUGGAAAGAACGACCCUGGGUGACCCUGGAGUUCUCCAGCCUGAGCUUCUCCGGGAAAGUCUUCCACAGCAGCGACCUCUCCCGCCUGACCACCUUCCUCCUCCUCUUCCCUAAGGACACGCCUACGCACUUGCUUCUCUCUGAAUUCCGCCUUCUCUUGGCCCAACAUGUUCCUAUUCGUUUCAGUCCCUCCGUCUUCUAUCCGACGGGCAAUUAUUCUGCAUCCGAGGACACCUGCUUUCCUGUGGAGAAGGAAGUGGUCUUUGGUGAUCCGGACAACCCGGUAGCCAGUGUCCUCACUGACAUGAGGCCGAUACCGAAUGUGAUUCCCCAGUACGCCUACUUUCUGAACACGGAGAGCUACGUCACCCUUGAUGCCUUGAGGGGCAACUACCUGGUGGUGGUUUUGGAAAGGCCACAGAAAGUGGUCCGCAUAGAGGUGCUGACAGGUGCUGACAAACAGGGGCAGUACCGGCUGCAGCAGGGCCAAGUAGAACUGGGCUACGACCCCCUGGCGCACCCCGAAGGCUGUGCGCGCUACACCGUGCUGGGCCCGCUGGUGCAGGGGAACUUGGACCAGAGGGUGUUUUACGAAGACGGCGCCGUGGAGCAGCUGAGCUGCAUACGACUGCUGGUGCUGGCCUCUCAGGGCUCCUGGCUCUUCAUCAGGCAGAUCAGGGUCUGGACUCAGCCCGAGGAAGAGGAGCGCUAGAGGCACACCGGGGAUUCUGCAGGGACCGGCCUGGGGAAUGCAGCCUACAUGGCCGGCAGGAAAUAA
Messenger RNA from Myotis myotis, 2823 nucleotides. RefSeq lists its product as uncharacterized. Gene Ontology annotation, biological process: protein N-linked glycosylation. The transcript is spliced from 8 exons. The record is from RefSeq and is a predicted model, not a curated record. Lineage: Eukaryota; Metazoa; Chordata; Mammalia; Chiroptera; Vespertilionidae. Gene Ontology annotation, molecular function: acetylglucosaminyltransferase activity.